Molecule: messenger RNA, 2128 nt
Organism: Pogoniulus pusillus (Red-fronted tinkerbird)
Lineage: Eukaryota; Metazoa; Chordata; Aves; Piciformes; Lybiidae
Gene: TRAF3IP2
Product: TRAF3 interacting protein 2
Exons: 10
Coding region: 167-1780 (537 amino acids)
Biological process (GO): humoral immune response; positive regulation of canonical NF-kappaB signal transduction
Source: RefSeq, a predicted model, not a curated record
CGGGAGGCUGUCGUAAAAGCAGGAAAAGGGCGGCGAGGAAGGAGACCCCGGGCAGCGCCGGGGCAGGCCGCCGGCACACCAGACCCGCCCGCAAGGUUGCUGGAAAAGCCUGGCCUUGCAGUAAAGCAGCUGACUCUUGUUUCCAGUGUGACCUCAAAACUUGGAAAUGGCCUCUGUGUCAGGCACUUCUGUGGGUCGAAGCAUACCAGUAGAAGUGGAUGAAUCCAUGCCGUGGUCCCCAUUUCCUGAGCACAUCUUGGAAGAGGAUUUGCAGCCUUCUGGAGAUGAUCUGGAGAAUGAUGAGUCCCAGAGACCAGGUGUUACUCGAAUGCCUCAGCCUGUGGCUGAUCCAUCAUGCCUCUGCAGAGCACCAGCACGUCAUCAGGCAACACCAUCAGUGGAACCAGACAGCAGCUUGUGGUCAAGAUAUACCAAUCCUGAUGGAGAUGGAUGCUUCUGUCCUCCUGGUGAAUCAAUAGCUGGAGCAGUUCCCUCCGAGGUGCAUCCUGUAGCUGUGAACAAACCAGGCAUGCAGCCAAGAUUACAGCUUUCAGCUGACACCGAUCACAACUCCAGUAAAUCAGAGCAGAGCUUAUCUGAUGCUGCUGCGGUCUCACUGGAGGAGAGCAGCCAAAAGUCACAGUCACAGCAACCCUUGGGAAACAGACACCUGGCAGACUUGGGGAAGGUGGACACAGAGUGCAUCUCCCAGUCACAAGAUGUCAUGGGCAUCAGGCACCUGGAGCCUCCUUUACCUCUGAUAUCUAUGCUGAAUUCCCAGGACCUUCCAGGACCACUGAUCUCCAGGGAGUUUUUUGGACCCAAGCAUCAGCAGUGUCCUAUGUGCCAGCACUUGCCCCAUCCCAACGCCUCCUCACACACCCACGGCUGCUUCGGGCACCACUCCCCAGCAGAGCAGCCCCUCCAGGGUCCAUAUGGCAGAGCUCCUCACCAACAUUUUGCACUUCCUCCUAUUCCUGGACCUUGCAUCAGAGUUAUCCGCCCGGCCCAGCAAGUCAUCCCAAACUACUCAAACUUUCAUCCUCCCAAGGGCACUGGAGAGCGACUAGCCCAGAGGACCUGCUCCUCCCCCGCUCCACCUCGCUUUCCAAACCAGCUCUACAACCAGCUACCUGAUGGUCAGCUGCCCCCCAAGGCCUGUGGCCCAGAUGAAGCAUGCUGUUGUCCUGACAAUUUUCCUUCCCCAGCUGCUGUCCCAAGACCUCUCAGUAACCUUGCAGCCAAGGGAACUCUGAGAACAAGCAAUUUGCCGGAGGAGUUGCGCAAGGUCUUUAUAACUUACUCGGUGGAUGCAGCAGUGGAGGUUAUGAAAUUUGUGAACUUCCUGCUUGUAAAUGGAUUUCAAACUGCUAUUGACAUAUUUGAGGAUGCAGUACGGGGUAUUGACAUCAUUAAGUGGAUGGAGCGCUACCUAGGUGAUAAGACUGUGAUGAUAAUCAUAGCAAUCAGUCCAAAAUACAAACAGGAUGUGGAAGGGGCUGAAUCCCAGCUGGACAAGGAUGAACAUGGCUUACAUACUAAAUACAUCCACAGGAUGAUGCAGAUCGAGUUUAUACAACAAGGAAGCAUGAACUUCAGAUUCAUCCCUGUGCUCUUCCCAAAUGCUAGAAAGGAACAUGUGCCCACCUGGCUGCAGAACACUCACAUUUAUAACUGGCCAAAGAAUAAGAAGAACAUCCUGCUGAGGCUGCUGAGGGAGGAGGAGUACAUCGCCCCUCCAGUCGGACCUUUACCGACACUCCAGGUUGUGCCGUUGUGAAGGCUAUUACUUAAAGUGCACCACGAGCAGUUGUUAAAGGGUUGUUCUUGGCAGGGAGACAGCACUCCUCCAGAUGGCUCUUUUUGAUGACAGAAGACGCUCUUUCUGCUAAAGCAAUUGGUUGUCUUGGGUAACUCAGGCUCGGCUUAUAACCUCUACCAUGUUAAACAUCUAUUUCUGAAGCUGAUGGGGAACAGAACACUCUUCUCUAGACUUAAAUAAGCUGCAAAUGACAAGACUGCCCAGUUGCCUUUUGACAUCUGGUUUUAAAAUGCUCCUUUAUCAGUCCACACAGCAAACAUACCAGGAAUAAUGUUGCAAUAAGUGUAAAAUAAAAAUUGCAUCCUC